Messenger RNA from Anguilla rostrata (American eel), 506 nucleotides. Its product is annotated as thymosin beta-12-like. Lineage: Eukaryota; Metazoa; Chordata; Actinopteri; Anguilliformes; Anguillidae. The coding region runs from base 173 to 301 and encodes 42 amino acids. Gene Ontology annotation, biological process: actin filament organization; regulation of cell migration. Gene Ontology annotation, molecular function: actin monomer binding. Gene Ontology annotation, cellular component: cytoplasm. The transcript is spliced from 3 exons. The record is from RefSeq and is a predicted model, not a curated record.
GCGAAAGUUGGCUUGUACCCGCGCCUAAUUUGCAGAGGAAUUACGUCACGACGCAAUCUCCCCCUGUAUAAAACGCCUCUUCAGCAAGACGGUUGUCUAUUGUUCUAGCAACACCAGCGUGGACCUGCAUUUCGGAGCUGAACUCAACCCUGCAACAUUGAACACUACAACCAUGUCGGAUCAAAAACCCGACAUCAGUGAAGUCACCUCGUUUGACAAGACCAAGUUGAAGAAGACCGAAACCUCAGAAAAGAAUACAUUGCCGACCAAAGAGACUAUAGAGCAGGAGAAGGCCUCUUAAAGCCGAUGCAUAGAGUGCAUCUCGGAAGAUCUUUUGUUCCGUGGAGCGUGUACCAUCCGAACACACCCAUGGAUACAAGGGCAAUCGCCACGCCGAGCCAGUUCACAAGAAGUUCGCUACAUCGCUUCACGGUCUUCGUGGUCUCUAAAGGCUUCCGAGUUGUACAAAUGCUUGAGUGCACAAACUAAUAAAGCUAUGAAUGCAA